Tauraco erythrolophus (red-crested turaco) is the source of this 2361-nucleotide messenger RNA. Lineage: Eukaryota; Metazoa; Chordata; Aves; Musophagiformes; Musophagidae. The record is from RefSeq and is a predicted model, not a curated record.
AUGCCAGGCCUGUAUGACCUCUCCUCCUGGGAGGCUCUGCCCCUGAAGAGCUCCAGGGUGAAGGCUUGUGCCAACGGGUACUCCCUGAGCAUCACCGCUCACCUCAUGUACACCAACCCUCAUGAGGAGCCCGUGGAAGGCAUCUUCAUCUACCCACUGGAGGAGUCGGAGGUGGUGGCUGGCUUCGAGGCAGCGGUGGGCCGCCGGCGGGUGACGUUCCAGGUCCAGAACCGGCACCGGGCACAGGACUGCUGCCUCCAGUGCAGCCCCAGCUCCAGCCGGCCACGCCGCUGUGCCAGUGGCCACCUCGUCCUGGAUGAAGACGCAGAGCGCUCCGCCUUCAUCAUCGUCACGGGCACGCUGUGCCCAGAAGAGAGCCUGGCCAUCACCCUGAGCACGGCGCAGGAGCUGCCCACGCUGCUGGAUGGGGCCCUGCGCCUCCUUGUCCCCCCCGUCCUGAUGCCCCGCGUCCCUGCCGUCCCCGAGAGCGAGACGGCAAGCUUGUGUGACGACAGGUUGGCCCUAUGCCCUACCAGCUGUUUCGGGGGGCCAGGUGCCCGGAGCCAGCCAUCCCCCAUGGUGCCUGCAGAGAGUGUGGAUGUCUUUCGUGGACAACCCUGCAAUCCCUUUCCUUACGAGUUUGCCUUUGAGCUGCUGGUGACGGGCCCCUGCUUGCUGGCAGCCUGGGCCAGCUCUGCUGCCACCACCUGCAUCACUCUAGCCGAGCCCCACCACUACGACCGGGACCUGGAGAUCAUCCUCUACCCCUGCGAACCCCACCACCCCCAUCUGGUGAUGGAGGACGGCACCAUGACAUACCCUGAGUACGAGGCCCACAUCCGGAGCCGCCGGGAUUACGUGCGGAUUGCCAGGAAGGAUGGCAGCGGCGAGAGACAGGUGGCUUUCGUGCAGAAGCGUUUCCACAAAGACAUCUUCCCCAACCCUGUGCUGAUGCUGAACUUCUGCCCGCCGGCGGAGGUCGUCCCCGGGGACCUGCAGAGCGUCACCCGUGAGGUCAUCUUCCUUGUUGACCGCAGCAGCACCAUGAGCGGCCCCGACCUCGACAAGGUCAAGGAAGCUUUGCUGGUUGCCCUGAAGAGCCUCCCGUCGGGGACACUGCUCAACAUCGCCGAGCCGGGGGACAGCUGCGAGGCCGGCUCUUUGUGCGCACAGGAGACACUGCGGCGUGCCUGCGAGCACCUCAGCGAUCUGCGGGCAGAUGCAGGUGGCACCAACCUGCUGGCCGCCCUGGGCUGGGCACUGGCACAGCCCCUCCACCACGGCUACCCCCCCCCGCUGUGCUUCAGCUUCGGCAUGGGCCUGCGGGUGUGCCGGCGGCUGCUGAAGCGCAUGGCCAAGGGCAGCCGGGGGCGUGGCGAGGUCUUGAGCCCGGCCGAGAGGCUGCAGCCCAAGCUGAUCAAGGCCCUGAAGAAGGCAAUCGAGCCGGCCAUCAGCGACAUCACCAUCGACUGGUACGUCCCCGACAGCAUGGAGGCUCUGCUCUCGCCCACCGAGCUCCCGGCCCUCUACCCUGGCGACCGCCUUGUCAGCUACUGCGUCCUCUACAGCAUUGCCCGCUUCCGCGACAGGCGCCCGCUGGGCUGGGAAGGGGCUCGCCAGGGCUCCCGGGGCUCAGCCUUCCCCUCCCAGGAGGAGGUGCCAAGUCCUGGGGAGAGCCGCCGGCUGCCCAGGAGCACCCCAGGGUCUGGGGACGCCUCCCUGGAGCUCUCUGCCGGGGGCACGGAGAUGUCGGAGCGGAGUGCAGACCCCGUUUCGGGGGGAGACAUCUGGAAGCGGAUUUACCAGCCCUCCUACAUCCAGGAGCAGUAUGUCCUGACGCACUGCUCCGUCAGCACUGACCGCAGCCAGGGGCUGCUCUCCCGCAGCUCCACCAGCAGCGAGUCCACCGGCUCCCGCGACGUAGCCCCCGAGGGUGGCUCCUUGGCCCCUGGCACUGAUGCCACCUCCCAGCAGGGCCAGAAGAGCCUGUCCCUCUGCGAGUCCUCCACCAAAUCUGCCCCACUGCCCUCCACCCUGGCUGGCACCAAGGGGCCGGCGCCCCGGAGCACAGAGGAGGUGGCGCGGCGGAAGAAGGCGCUGGCACGUGCCGCCCUGGCUGGCCGCAGCUUUUCCUCACCGCACGGGGAGCUGGAUGCCCACCGGCUCUACCAGGCCCUGGAGAAGGUGUCACAGAAAAGGAACCAGUCCAUGGAGGGGCGGCUGGACGAGCUGGGACCCCGGGCAGGGCGGCUGCAGCCCAGUGCAGUGGAGUCAAAUAACCUCCUCUCACCCACCCACCUUGACUGGGACAUGCUGGUGGAGCCCUCCUACCUCUUCAGCACCUCGCCAGUGCCCGACCCC